Molecule: messenger RNA, 2025 nt
Organism: Aquila chrysaetos chrysaetos
Lineage: Eukaryota; Metazoa; Chordata; Aves; Accipitriformes; Accipitridae
Gene: MXRA8
Product: matrix remodeling associated 8
Exons: 10
Coding region: 358-1668 (436 amino acids)
Biological process (GO): establishment of glial blood-brain barrier; cell adhesion
Cellular component (GO): membrane; cell surface
Source: RefSeq, a predicted model, not a curated record
GAGCUGUAUGGGACCAACUUUACCAGAUGAAACUUUUACAUCAAAGUCAGGGGCAGAUCAGAAGGUCCCAGAGGGAGGGGAAAGAGAAGAGUGGGUGUUCAUAGUAAUUGUGCAGAAAGCGUUAGGGAAAGGAAGGAGGUGGAGUGUGAGUGUAGGGGGAGAGCAGAGUGGGGAGGUGGGGAAUUGGAAGUUGUAGGUGGAGUAAUUCUGCAGAAUAUGAGCUGCUGUCCACAGCUUUCUGGAUGUAAAUUGAUGAGGUCAUAGUGUUUUCCAGUUACCAAAAAAAAAAAAAAAGUUAAAAAAAAAAGUCUUCAACUUGUUUUUCAAGAGAGACGAAAACACGGAGAAGCUGAAGAAAUGGAGCAACUAGCAAAACUCCUUCUGUGGCAGAUUUUGCUUCAGCAAAGUUCUGUUUAUUUAUAUUCAGUCCCAGCUGACGCCUCAAACCCAGACAGUGUUGUAGUGUCAGUGUUAAAUAUCAGUGCUACAUUGGGGUCACAGGCUGUUCUGCCCUGCAAGAGUUACCGCAUGGUGUGGACCCAGGAUCGUCUGAAUGACCGCCAGCGUGUAGUCCACUGGGAUCUGUACAGCAACUACUAUGGAGAUAACAAGAUGGAGAGGCUAUGUGACAUGUACUCUGCUGGAGAUCAGCGUGUAUACAGCUCCUACAACCAAGGGAGGAUAUUCAUGCCCCAGAAUGCAUUUACAGAUGGCAACUUCUCCUUGGUGAUCAAAGAUGUUGCAGAGAGUGAUGAAGGCACGUAUUCUUGUAAUCUUCACCACCACUACUGCCACUUAUACGAAACUGUGAAAAUCCAACUAGCUAUCACCAAGACAGCUGAGGAUGCCAAGCAGUACUGGGAUGGGGAAAAGCCUGUGAUUCUUGCCCUAGAAGGCAGCACAGUGAUGCUCCCCUGUGUGAACCGUAACCACAUCUGGACCGAACGGCACAGUGAAGAGGAACAACAAGUAGUCCACUGGGACAGGCAGCCCCCGGGGGUUCCUCAUGACCGGGCUGACCGCCUCAUUGAUCUGUACGCCUCUGGAGAGCGCCGCUCUUACGGACCUCUCUUCAUUCGUCAGAAGAUGAACAUCACUGACACAGCUUUUGCCCUGGGUGACUUUUCCCUGCGGAUUUCAGAGCUGGAAAGCGCAGAUGAAGGCACUUACUCCUGCCACCUGCACCAUCACUACUGUGGUCUGCAUGAGCGCAGGAUCUACCAAGUCUUUGUGACGGAGCCAGUGAGAGAGAAGAAGGUGGUGAACCUUACAACUCACAACAUUGCCCCAGCCAUAGAUCCAAAUGUUGUCAGGGGCCACAAUGUAAUAAAUGUCAUCAUCCCUGAGAGCCGGGUACACUUCUUCCAGCAGCUGGGCUACAUCCUGGCAACUCUCCUGCUUUUCAUUGUCCUCCUCAUCAUUGUUGUCCUCGUCACCCGCAAGCGCCGGCAGAGAGGUUAUGAAUACAAUGUGAAGAAAUACGGAGAGAAGGAUGUAAAUCUUAAAGAAUUUACAGUCGACACAACAGAUCUGACUCAAUACAAAAGUGAAGACAUCAGGCUGGAUUACAAAAACAACAUCCUGAAGGAGAAGGCUGAGCAAGCCAGAAGCUUCCCAGCAAAGAACAUUGAUUUAGACAAAGAUUUCAGGAAGGAAUAUUGUAAAUGAAGACAUUCCCAAGCUGCUGGCUGGACCAGAAGCUUCAAUCAAAGCAGAUAAAUGGAAGAGAGAUGCUUUUUCUUAAUAUCAUGUCCCUCCAGUUACCGUAGAUUUUUCACAUAGACUUUCUCCCCACUAAGCACAAGGGUAUUUGCAAAUGCUUCUUGAAAGAGUUAGACUGUCUGUCUUGUGUGCACUUAUGAUGGGUUUGGGUUGCCUUUUCUUAUUCUGUUCUCCCAAUCCUCCAUUCCCCUUUUCUUUCUUGAUAUUAUUGUUGGUUUUAUGCAUCAAUGAUUUUUAUGAGCUGAAUCAGCAGACCUUUUGCUUUGAUGUUACUGCUUUAAAUAAACCAACCUGCAUCACUAA